Molecule: messenger RNA, 604 nt
Organism: Aspergillus japonicus CBS 114.51
Lineage: Eukaryota; Fungi; Ascomycota; Eurotiomycetes; Eurotiales; Aspergillaceae
Exons: 2
Coding region: 51-431 (126 amino acids)
Source: RefSeq, a predicted model, not a curated record
UUCGACUGUCUCAACAGAUAAAUGAUUUGAUGAUUGCAAGCCACUUUACGAUGCUCGGUUCAUGCUUAACUCGCGGGUCUUCAAGUCUAACGAGACUGGGCUCAUCGACUAUCUCUCAACAUACUAAUACUUUCUUUGCGCACAUUCCCUCGGACACGAAGUAUAUCUCCUCCACCGCGUGUAGAUUAGCAGCUACUAAUACCAAGGACGAAGCCUCAUCGAAUACACAAACAUCCAAGGAAAACACACCUGCAGCUAACAAGCCCUCCACCGAGACCAGGUCGAAGAGCGUCUCGCAGGCAGACCAAGAGCUUCGGGAGCGCCUCGAGCAGAUGUCGGGAGGCGGUGGCGCUUCCGGGAUUGAGUACGAGGAUGGCAAGCCCACGGCUAUGAAGCGCAGCGUGCGCAACAACAUGUUUCGCUAUAUCUGAGAGAGAAGAGGGCUGGGCGCAGUACGUUGCUCUUGUGGUUCAGGCUUGAUGAUAGAGCCUGAAGCGCGCAUGCUGGGCCAGAAUACCUUUCCCUUUGUGGUAACUAGAGGAUACAGUCCUGACUCCUGAUGACUUCAUUUACCCAAAACACAACCUGAUAACGAGAAGAUGAC